Closterium sp. NIES-67 is the source of this 1563-nucleotide messenger RNA. The record is from the annotation of a GenBank genome assembly. NCBI's taxonomy places the organism in Eukaryota, Viridiplantae, Streptophyta, Zygnematophyceae, Desmidiales, Closteriaceae.
AAAUCCUGCGGAAAGGUCUCUGCCUACUGUUUGCUAGUUCCCUAAUUUGUCACGUACUAGCGCAACCGCGACUUGCGGCUUUAGCAGCCAGAGUGCAAUUUCCUCCCAGCCUAGGUCUCACCCUCCUUGAGGUCGCCUGGGUUCUUGUCGUGAACCAGCCGUUGGCUAGUCGUAACCGCGUGCGAAGCGGGGGACCAGUUAUCGGGCAUAACGCGUCUACAGCGAUGAUCACAUACGAGGAGGAGGAGCGCAAGGGAGCGAUAGUCGAGGCCCUCACACACUUCUCGCUGCUAUCAGCCAAUGCCAUGGCGACAGGUGUCACCACCACACGCAUGCGGCUACAGCUCAUGAAGGAGUACUCCGAAACACCUGACUUGUGGUUGCAGGAGGAGAGUGAGCCACCAGUGCCAGACACCAUGAACCCAGACCUACUCCGUUACAUUGUAACCCACGACCCCCGCCUCUCCCCCUCACCCUCCACCCGCCCCUCCACCUCCUCUCCCCCCAACCCCUCCUCUCCGCCCCUCUCCCCCUCCUCCUCCGCCUCCCCUCCCUCCACUCCCCCGCCUCACUCCCUCACUCACUCUCGCUCGCUUGCGGCCAUGCAGACAAGAGGACGGAUGGGGGGGGAGGAGGGAGGAGAGGAGGGAGAGGAGGAGGGAGAGGGUGUGGAGGAGGGGGUUUCGGUGGGGUCUGAUAUGGAGAUAGAUGGGAUGGUAGAGGAAGAGGAGGAAGAGGAGGAAGGGGAGGAAGGGGAGGGGGAUGGGGAUGGUGGAAGGGUGGAGAGGGAGGAAGCAGAGGAGGAGGAAGUGGAGGAAGAGGGAAUGGGGUGGGGAGCGACAAUCAGAAGAUCAAGGUCGAACCCGCUCUUGUGAAGCGUGCUUCCCUUUCUGGGCAGCGCGCAUCUGUUGUGAAAGGGCUCAUGGGGUGGGGUGGGGUGGGGUGGGGUGGGGGGAAGCAAGAAUCAGAAGAUCAAGGCCCAACUGUCUCUUGUAGAGUGCUUUUCCGUCCUGCUCUUCCAGUCGGGUGCUUUCCUUUAGAAUUCUCAGAAAUGUCAUGGCUGCGCGUGGAGCCAGCCAAAAGCACACAUGUGAAUUCAUGGCCAUGGGGUGCCAGGAUACCCUCUUUGAUUUCCUGUCUAGCUCCUCCUCUCUUUGAAGGGUAGGAGAGGGUUUGCUCUCAACUCUUAUGUACAGUACCUUCUUGUUGAGUGACCCGCUGGGGUUGCCCUUGAGAUCCUCGGGGAAGGGCCAUAGGUGCAGAGCCUGGGGGGCUAUGGGCGCACUUACCCGCUAUUCAACAAGCCCUUUUAACCCAGUGGUUAGUGGCUGGGUUUCUGACACUUCUCUCCCUUUGCAGGGGUGCUGUCUCGGGGUGUUCAUCCCACUGUAUCUGCUGUGUGCCAGUUGUAGAUGACUGGUGUUCGCUUUUGCCUCAUGAUUUAGCUUGUUGGAAAUUAUAAAAGGACUUUCCUAUCGUCCAGGAUCAGGAUCAGGAAAACGGGACUGAUCCUGGCGGGCAACCUAGAACGCCAGGAUCAGCUCGGCCUUGUAGCCACGUCAC